AUGACGCUGUCUUAUCGCUGCAAGAUCAAACUAAAGGCCUUCAAGGAUCGGCUCUCAUUCUUCAGUCUCUGCAUCGAGACGUCCGACUUCUUCGGCUUCUUUGAGGAGCUUGACAAGUCCCCACAGCUGUUCUGGCUCGGAGGCCCACCAAGCCGGUCCUCGAGCGACACUCGCAAGGACGACGGAGCGCCACUCUCGAAAACACGCUAUCCCGACAGGAUCGACUCGUACGGAUACCGUACCGUGCGAGCGUUCUUGGAGCAGACCGAGGCAAUACUACUGCACGUCCAGCCCCAUUUCCGUCCUUGCCCCGAGCCUCCGCCAUCCGGAGGACGACCUCGAUGGCCAGACGUACGAGAUGGAACGACGACUGGAGAUGGUAGAGCCACGACGGUACCCUGCAGCGUGGAGCGCUUGGAGUCUGUGAGGUCACGAGCGAGCCGGUCUAUGUGUUUCACGCCCGAGAACCAUGGGUUCGUGGACAAGGCACUCUUCAACACCUCCCAGAACGCGAGUCGAAUGGAGCGGGGAUCGACGCCGAGAAGGCCGCGCGCCUCGAAAUCGAUGGCCUCGUCGAGGAACGACUGGAACCACGCGCGUUCCGUCGCGUACGCGAUGUGGAAGACCGUGGCCGCGUGCGCCUUCGACGCGCUCGAGAUCCUUGGAGAACGCUACCUGCAUGCGGGUCGCCAAUCCCAUGGCAUGGGCCUGUCGACACCUAAGUAUGCGUGGGCCAGGAUUGGCCUGACGCUCCUGAUCCCGAUCGCUGUACUGAACGAGUACGAGCCCCGGUUCGGGAUUGUGGGAAAGCUGUGCGUGAAGUGGGGAGAGGCGUACCACCACAUACUCUGCGUGCUCAGUCCUGAUGCAGUGCAGCUGGUCUGGACGUCGUCGUGCCGGUACACACGCGGUUACGCUGAGGCCUCGUUCCACACUUGCUGGGGACGUACCGCUCGUGACCCUCGACGCAGCUUGGUCCCACCAUCUACACCUGCGUCAAGACAAACAGAGCAGCUCAUCUUCGCCAGCAGCUCGAGCGUUAGCAAACUCAGCUUCAACAACAACAGCAACAACUGCAACUCCAGCUUCAACUCCAGCAGCUUCAGAUCCAGCGGCAGCAAUUGA
Molecule: messenger RNA, 1125 nt
Organism: Phytophthora infestans T30-4
Lineage: Eukaryota; Oomycota; Peronosporomycetes; Peronosporales; Peronosporaceae
Exons: 7
Coding region: 1-1125 (374 amino acids)
Source: RefSeq, a predicted model, not a curated record